Molecule: messenger RNA, 1093 nt
Organism: Podarcis muralis (Common wall lizard)
Lineage: Eukaryota; Metazoa; Chordata; Lepidosauria; Squamata; Lacertidae
Product: borealin-2-like
Biological process (GO): mitotic sister chromatid segregation
Cellular component (GO): chromosome, centromeric region; chromosome passenger complex; spindle midzone
Source: RefSeq, a predicted model, not a curated record
AGCCAGGGCGGGGAACUGCAAUAAAUCCACAGAGAGAGAGAUGCUUUCUCCUUUCUGGGCUUUCCCGAUUUGUGAGCUGGGAGCGAGACAUGGCGCUAAGGAAACACCUGAACGAGGCGAAGAAGCGCAGCGCGGACUCCGGCGUGGAGUCGGAUCGGAGCCUCUUGAGCAAGGAGCAGAGGGACCAGCGCAUCAGUCUCUUUCUGCGGGAUUUCCAGCACCAGGCAAAGGAAAACCUGCGAGAUUUGAAGAAGGAGCUGGCUUCGCUUCUGCAGACAGCUGAGAAGGCAUUCCAGGUGGAGCUGCUGGCCAUGCCGGUGGUCAUGAGAAAAAUGAGGAGGGAGGACUUGAUUGAUCUUAAGGAAGAAGAAGCUGCCGCUGCCACAGUCAUCGCCACUGCCAUGGCAAAUGAUUGCUGCGCAGCAGAUAUGCCAACUCCCAGACUAGUGAGGACCAACAGCAAACGAGUUAAGGUCACGACAAUUGUGGAAUACAAAGGAGAGGAAGAAGAGAGUGGAGCUCCGGCCAGGAAACUGUCUCGAAAGGCAUUUAAAACAAAUUCUCUGGCUUCCUUGGCUUCUGCCGUAAAGGGCAAGCAAGGGACUCCGUCCAGGUCUGCAAACGCCACCCCAAACGGGAGAACCAUUGAGCGAUCGACCUCGAUGCGGGAGAGGCCAGUGUCUGCUUCCAAGUGCAUCUCGUUGGGCUCUAAAAGAUUUCCACAAAGGGGUCUCUCCAAAAGUGCAUCUGCCUCAGAGAGAACGCAGGCGGUGACGCUCCGGAGUAUGUCGAUGCCCCACGAAAGCUCAGUUCCCUUUGUCAACAUCCCUUUGUCUGAUGGAAAGACUCUCUGCUCAGCUGGCGAUGACCUCCAGAACGUCAAUGUGGAAUUAUUGAAUGAGGACACCGUCCAGCAUAUUCACAGCCUUGUGAACCAGUUGACAGUCCUUUGCGGAAAAGCAACCGUUAAGUGAUGUUGAUGGACUCCAUAAACAACCCUUUUUCAUUCUUGGAUCUGAAUAUCCUUGGUUCCUUAUGUUUAAAUAGAUAGGCUUUUUUUUAAGUACUAUUAAACUUGUUAUUUCUCUAUGGA